UGUAGAUUAGAACAGAGUCACAGGGAAUUACAUGAGGUGAAUUCUGACCUUGAAGAACGUAUCUUGGACAUCUGUGCAGCCUAUGAGAAGGAGAAGCAGGCCUUGAAUCGAGAGGUUGUGUCAAUAAGCCAGAAAUUAUUGGAUGCAAAAUUUGAGAUCAACAAACUAGAGGAAAAAAAUACCCGACUGAGAAAAGAUUGUGAAAUAGCAACACAGCUACUGCAGUGUACCCCUUCAUCCAGCUAUGCUCAGCAUAAGAUAUCAAAUCUACCUCACGACGUUCAGUAUCACGUCCAUAAGAUAAUGGGUGAAAUGGCUAAAUCAGGAGAUACUUCAACUUUGAGUCCCCCCAGUCAUAAUAGCCCUACGGCAACAUCAAACAACCCUGGGUACAUAACAGUGAGCAAUGAAAACAACCAACCUCUUCUGAACAGCGACUCUGCCAUCUCAAAUGGAUUCUUGGCUGGACGAGUGUACGACUCCGUGCCUGCUAUUGUCAUAGCCAAAGCAAUGCAAAGGAGAGAUGAAGAGGAAAGAAAAGAAAUGGAGAAACUUUUUCCGAAAAUGCGUAGAAAAAAAGUUGAGUUACCGUCUGGUGAAAUACAUGACAAGGGGACACAGACAUAUCAGCCAUACAAGGGAUUGAGCCAUGGAAAUUCCCUUCUCUGUGAAAAAUGUGGGGAGAGUAUUGCACAGAAAGGAAAUGAAAACACUAAGCCAAAUGAGGUGAACUUACUUGACUUAACUGAGUCCUCAUUUACUGAAAAAGUUGCAGCACCCACAAACGGACCCUCCCAUUCAAGCUUAAUUGCAGACUUAUUAGUUGAAUUUGAGGAUCAAACAAAAAUCAAUGUAGAAAAUGAGGGUUCUAAACCUGUAGAAAGCAGCGUCGAAUUACUUAGUAUUUUAGACACAAAUUUAGUAAGUGAAACAGAUGACCAAGCAGCUCAGCCAACACCGUCAGGUCAACUGUCUAAGAACGAAAUGGAUAUAUUUAUGGAUGCAGAGGAAGAGAAAAUAGUCCUAUCGAGAGCUAGUUCAUCGACAAGUCUGCAAAGUUCAGCCUCAAGGUCAUCUGAAGCGACAUCUGUGCAAAGCUUACCCUCGGAGCCAGUCUCAAGUCGGCCGCAGAGACCUCUAUCCAGUUCAAGCCUUCCAGGCAGUCCUUCAAGGAGAGCGAACCAGCAUAAGUCACGCUCAGAAUCUAAUAAGCAGAAUGGAGUCCAAGUUAAGAAUACGAUGGCUGAGAAAUUAAAUGGCACUCAACAGAUAUCAACACAAAAUGCGGGGAUUAAAAUAGUGAGGAGUAAAGCAAAUGCAUUGUCAGAUAGUAGCCAACUGGGAGAAGAUAUUCCACAAACUUUGAAAAAUAAUGAAAAUGGAAUUGUUCGUAAACCAGAAGCUACAGCAGGUGUACAGAGGCGCAAAUUGAUACCAGAGAGUCCUGCCCAAGAUGCUCUUGAGGAUGUCUCUAUUCCCCAGUUAGAGAAAUCAUCUGUGUCUGUUACACCUCCACAAAUAUUCCAACAGACUAGUGUCUAAUGUGGGGUUUGUUAAAAAAAGCACUCCAUGUUCAAUAACAAAUAAUUAUUAUAGAUCACUUUUAAGAAAUGUACCUGGUGAUACUAAAAUAUAUAAUCAUUUGUUCGAGAGAAACACAGGUUUACAAGUGUUUCUCAUUAUGAUGCUUCUCAGUAGGAGUUUGUAAAAAUGUUCCUACCACUAAGAGGCUACAAGACUCAUAAUAACCAUUAGCAAGAUAAGAGCUCAGGAUUUUUAGGUUUCAAAAGAAUUGUAAUCAAUAUGGGCUCAUAAAAAAUCAUGACUUAAUAUGUUGGAUGUCAUUUUUAAGACUUUAAGAUUUAUACAUGAGUUUUAAAUAUCCAUUUGAUGUGUUUAUUUGUAUUUCAUAUUUUAUGUGCAAAAUGGACCUCUGUAUGCUUACAUGCAUCAUUCAUUAUUCAUAGGCAUAUACUUAGAUUAUAACACUAUUGUUUACCUAUUUAUUACUAUAAUAUACCAUGAAAGCAUUAUGCAAUUUUUUUUUCAGUUAUCAAACCCUGAAUUUGAUCAAGUAAAAUACCUUGAAACAAACAUAUAAACAUUUACUGUUUAUUGUCCUGUAUUAUAUUAGCCAUACAUUCCUUAAGCAAUAAUUUAAUUGGUGUGAAGAUUUUAUCUCUCAUACUGUUUGUGAAAUUUUUCAGCCUUGAUCUGGGAAUGUGUUUCAUGUUUUUUAUUUUAAUUAUUGUCUUGUGCAAUGAUAAAUUUCAAUAUAUUCCCUUGAAAAAAUUAUAUAUCAAAAUUGAUUUCUUAAUUAAUAAAUUCAAAACAAAAAUGUUCUUAAUGUUAUUGAAUUUCAUAUUUUUGGCUGUUUUAUUUUACAGCUACUUUUGUACAAUACUUAAAUUUCCAACAAUAAUUUGUAUGUUAUAAUUCUUUGAUUGUUACUAUUUUUAUAUUAA
Messenger RNA from Anneissia japonica, 2465 nucleotides. RefSeq names its product tight junction-associated protein 1-like. The annotation marks the transcript as partial. The record is from RefSeq and is a predicted model, not a curated record. The transcript has 4 exons. Lineage: Eukaryota; Metazoa; Echinodermata; Crinoidea; Comatulida; Comatulidae.